Molecule: messenger RNA, 798 nt
Organism: Sturnus vulgaris (Common starling)
Lineage: Eukaryota; Metazoa; Chordata; Aves; Passeriformes; Sturnidae
Gene: MRPL41
Product: mitochondrial ribosomal protein L41
Biological process (GO): translation
Cellular component (GO): mitochondrial large ribosomal subunit
Molecular function (GO): structural constituent of ribosome
Source: RefSeq, a predicted model, not a curated record
GUGCUCGCAGGGACCGGCUCCUCUUCUGCUGAGCUCCCCGGCUGCCCUAAGGACAAACCCGGCUUGCUGAGCACCCAGUGUCCACAAGGCCUGGCUCCGGCCCCGCUGAGCCUUCGGUGCCCAGCAUGGGGCUGCUGACCCAGCUCGUCCGCGGGCUAGUGCGCGGCGCUGACCGCAUGUCGCCGUUCACCAGCAAGCGCGGCCCCCGGAGCCACAACAAGGGCCGCGGUGCCAAGAAGCUGGGCGUGCUCACCCGCAACAAGAAGUUCCUUCUCGUCAAGGAGAUGGUGCCCGAGUUCGUCGUGCCCGACCUGACGGGCUUCAAGCUGCGGCCCUACGUGUCGUACCGCGCCCCUGAGGGCUCCGAGCAGCCCGUGACGGCCAAGCAGCUCUUCGACCAGCUGGUAGCUCCGCGCAUCGAGAAGGACGUGAAGGACGGCACGUUCGACCCCAACAACCUGGAGAAGUACGGCUUCGAGCCCACGCAGGAGGGCAAGCUCUUCCAGCUCUUCCCCAAGAACUACGUGCGGUAGGGAGUGGGCAGUGAUAUCGGCGGCCAACACGGGACAGCUCUGGCACUGAACAUUAAAGCAAAUCUUUCUACCUUGUUCUUCUGUGAUACCUGAUUUAAAUCCUGGGGGAAAUCUGCGGUUUGAUUUUCCAUCCAUGACUGGUAAUUCCUCUGGGAGACAGUUGUGCCUGGUGAGCAGAGCCCUCCCUGGGAGUUUUGAGGGUGAGGGGUCCGUGACAUUUCUGAAUACAAAGUACUGCAAAGUUUAAGAAUUAAACUUUAAAAAU